CCUUCCAGUCGUCUAGCCUGAAGGGAGGCUCCAGAAUUCCAGUCGCGGCGUUCAGAUGCAAGUGACCUCCCUCAGGCUUUUCAUUGGUUACCGCCAGCUGAGCUCCUGGUAACAGUCCCGCCCUCGCAUUGCGGGGCUACUACUGGUCCGUGGCUGCAAACCCCGAAAAUGAACUCCUCAGGCCAUUGGUUUGAGUCACAGCAACUUGGCCCCGUGGUUUGUGAGCCUACAGGUCAGUCAGUAGGAGGCAGGGUUAACUAGAGAAAAAUGGCGACGAAGCCAGUUUGUGUUUGAGUGAUUCUUCCGGAGUUGAAGGUGUGUGUGGGGGGAGCCUCUGAUCCCCGCUGUCAGACAUUAUACAGCUCCGACAGAGUGGGAGGUUAACUGCUCUGACUCUGCCGAACUCCAAACGCGAACGUCAGACAUUUCCAUCUUUCACCCGGGUUAAAGGUGAGAGGGUCAAAAAAAAAAAGGCACAUCUUUCAAACAAGAUCUAGAAAGCACAGCACAGUCUCCAUCCUUGACUUCCAUGGAGCUUGGGAGACUCAAAGCCUGGACAAUAGUUCUGCAGAGGAAGUAUUUUGAUCUGGGCAUUUAGACAUCUUCUGUCUCCCUUAUGGCCCUAACAAUGCUGAGUGGGCAUCUCAUUAAAGACUCAGGCCCACCUGUGCCGCUGCACCAAGUGAGCAAGACUCCUCAACUAGAUACCUUCAACUACCAGAACUGCUUUAUGCAAGAUCUCUUUGCCCAUUUCCCUGAGAUCUUAUUUAUCCACCGUACCUAUAACCCAAGGGGCAAGGUGUUAUAUACCUUCCUGGUGGAUGGACCUCGAGUACAGCUAGAGGGUCCUCUUGCCCGGGCAGUCUACUUUGCCAUUCCUGCCAAAGAAGAUGCUGAAGGCCUGGCUCAGAUGUUCCAGUUGUUCAAGAAGUUUAACCCAGCAUGGGAGAGAGUCUGUACCAUCCUGGUGGAUCCCCACUUCCUCCCACUGCCCACAUUAGCCAUGGAGUUUCCCACAGCUGAGGUCCUGCUCUCAGCCUUCCACAUUUGUAAAUUCCUACAGGGCAAGUUCUAUCAACUGUCCCUUAAACGGCCUGUGGAGAGGGUGCUUUUAACCUCCUUACAGAGCACCAUGUGCUCAGCCACAGCAGGCAACCUGAGGAAGUUUUUUACACUCCUAAGCAGCUGCAUCCCCCCAGCCCGACUGUCUGAGCUGCACUCUCACUGGCUGCUCAAUGACCGCAUCUGGCUGGCCCACCGCUGGAGAAGCCGAGCGGAGAGUAGCCGCUACUUCCAGAGCCUUGAAGUUACCACCCGAAUUCUCAGUCAGUUUUUUGGCACCAACCCAUCUGAGAAACAAGGCAUGGCCUCCCUAUUCCGAUACAUGCAACAGAACCAUGGAGACAAGGCAAGCUUCAACCUGAGCCUCAGUCCCAAGAACAGUCACACCACCUCAGAUGCCAGCACCAAAACCCCCAAAGUAGAGCAGUUGGUAGAAGCCGGCAUCCAGAAUUCCCUCAAUGCCAUCUGCACAGGGCCAGCAGCCCAACUCUGCCUGGGUGAGCUUGCUGUGGUCCAGAAAUCUGUGCAUCUCAUUGGAUCUGGCUCAGAAAAGAUAAACAUCCAGAUCCUGGAGGACACCCAUAAGGUACAGCCCCAGCCUCCUACCAGUUGCAGCUGCUACUUUAACCAGGCCUUCCAUCUGCCCUGCCGCCACAUCCUGGCCAUGCUUAGUGCACGACGCCAAGUGCUCCACCCGGACAUGUUGCCAGGUCAGUGGAUGGCAGGCUGUGCCACAAGUCUAGACAGCAUCCUGGGCAGCAAGUGGAACGAGACUCUGGAUAAGUACUUGGCAGUGACUCUCCUUGCCGAGGAGGUGGGUCAGCUCUUGCAGCACUGUAGCAAAGAGGAGUUCGAGCGACGGUACAGCACCCUGCGUGAACUAGCCGACAGCUGGAUCGGCCCUUACGAGCAGGUGCAGCUCUGAUUCCUCUUGAUGCUCAGUGAUGUUGACACAUGUAUGCCUCAUAUCCUCUCCUACACACACACAGUUUUGUUUUCAUGGCACUUCCUUCCCAAAUAAGGACAAGGGUCUUCCACUCUACUAUAGCCCGCUACCUAGCAUAUGUCUAGCUCUGUAAGAUAGGAAUCACCGGGGCUAGGGAUUUAGCUCAGUAGUUUCACCGCCUGCUUCGUGAAUGCAAGGACCAGAGUUCGAUCCCUGGUACAAAAAAAAAAAAAAAGUAUGAAGGGGCCAGGGAUUUAGCUCAGUGGUUCCACCGCCUGCCUCGCAAGCUAAGGACUCGAGUUCGAUCUCCGGUACCAAAAAAAAAAAAAGAUAGGAAUCACCAAAUGUUUUCUGUAAAGGGCCCAAGAGUAAAUAUUUUAAAUUUGACAGUUCCAUACCAUCUCUUAUAUAGUCUUGGUUUGGUUUUGACAACUUAUUCAUAAGGUAAAAAUUGCUGGUUCAAAAGCUCUUAUACAGGUGACCCCUGGUCUAAGAUAAGAGAUAAGACAUCAGGUGGUGAGGCUGAGGGCUGGGGCUUGGUACCAGCUGCCCCAGUCACAAGAAAACUCACCUGAUCCGUACCCUGUGAGUGAGCUGGCCUGGGAGCCCUCCCAUAGCCCAAGAGGCUGCUCCGGGAGGUAACUCAGCUUAGCUCAGCAGUUUUCCCCGUGCUUCCUGAGAUCAAUAAAGUUGAAUGUUCUGUAUUUUAA
Molecule: messenger RNA, 2718 nt
Organism: Heterocephalus glaber (naked mole-rat)
Lineage: Eukaryota; Metazoa; Chordata; Mammalia; Rodentia; Bathyergidae
Source: RefSeq, a predicted model, not a curated record